GGGACCGUACUUUGCUCCCAAAGGCCGAGUCAAUACAUUCACCGCCACUGUUUGAUGUUUUUAGUAGCGCUGAACAACGAACGAAAAUGGCACUGAAGGGAAUAUUGGCUUGGCUCUGCUUGGUUGCGGCAGUGUUCCCCUGUUCACAUCAAGAUGACGUUCAAACAAAGAACUGCAGCUCCCAUUUGCUGGAGGAGCUAUCAGAUGAUCUCAAGAUGGCAGCAGCGUGCAACACAAUGUCCAGGUGGACCCCACAGCAGAGGGCGACCCUGCUGCUCUACAUGCGGAAUCUGACUGAGAUGCUACACACGCAACAUCUGAGAGAGUGCCAAGGAGGCGAGCCCGUGAACUGCCCGCAACCCGAAGUUCCCAAAAACGGAGGCUUGGUGUGCACCACCGUGGCAAACAGGCGCUUCUGCAAAGCUCUGUGCAACCAUGGUUACGACUUUGCCUUCCUGAGAAAAAGCAGAGUGUUUGACGAGUGCAGCGCAGCGACGGGUUACAAGUGGAGAAGUCAGUAUGUUGGAGGAAAUACGCUGGCGGUGUGCAAUGCAACUCUACAAGUGGCGGGGGCCAAGUCGGCGUACUUCCCCGAGGAUGAGGACUGCCUGACCACCAAGGGUCAAGAAAAAAAGAACGACAUCGUUUUACAAUUUGAAAAGGAGCUCAAGAACCACGACGGUGUCGACGGAGCUGUAGAGUCCCCCUGCCUGCUGUGUGGAUGAACAUGAAAACGAUCGGAGCGUCCGCAAAGUAUACAGUGCUUCACUUGGUGUUUGUCUUAUCCUUUGAUCUAUUUGUUUCAAACACCCCUUUUUGUGACAAUGUGGAAAAUGAGUGGCCACAACUACUUUCCAAAUGCACUUUGAAAAUAAAAGUUCA
Messenger RNA from Syngnathus typhle (broad-nosed pipefish), 882 nucleotides. RefSeq lists its product as uncharacterized. The transcript has 6 exons. NCBI's taxonomy places the organism in Eukaryota, Metazoa, Chordata, Actinopteri, Syngnathiformes, Syngnathidae. The record is from RefSeq and is a predicted model, not a curated record. Bases 87 to 725 code for a protein of 212 amino acids.